Knipowitschia caucasica is the source of this 627-nucleotide messenger RNA. Lineage: Eukaryota; Metazoa; Chordata; Actinopteri; Gobiiformes; Gobiidae. The record is from the annotation of a GenBank genome assembly.
AUGGGGACACAUGCUUUGGCUUAUCGUUAUGAGAAAAAACACGGCAGUAGAAAGAAAAGCAUGUGCAAAACAGACUUCAAGCAAGAGCUUUUCUGGACAGCAGCGCGGACACUACACAGCUCAUUUACAGUUAACCGCAUCCUGUCUCCAUCAUGUCUUCAGUCACCUCCAGACUCACUGAAGGCCAGAGAAAGAAAGUCCUCUCUCUUUUUAAUCACUCUCAGCUGCACCUGUUGCCCCACCAUCUGCGUGGCUUACAACAACUCUGGAUUUGUCUUUGGGGCAUACACCACUAAGGACUAUCUUCAAACUAAUGAAAAUGUCAUUGACGGCUCUGCAUUUUUGUUCAGCAUGAGUGAGGAGAGGCCCAGACCAGUGCGGGUGGGAGUGAACGCUGGGCAGCCUGCUUUUGUGGACACAGCCACUGGUCCAAACUUUGGUGCUUUGCAGUUUCUACAUGACAACACAGCUAAUAUUGCAUGCCCUGGAGGAGCAGCGUACACCUUCAAUGCAGAUGAGCUGCAUGGGAACGACUUGGCUUUGACAGAAUUUGAAGCGUAUCGAGUGGAAGAGUUGGGCGGAAUCCUGGAGCAGCCCUGGAGGAAGGUUCAGUGGGAAGAAAAGUAA